Molecule: messenger RNA, 354 nt
Organism: Protopolystoma xenopodis
Lineage: Eukaryota; Metazoa; Platyhelminthes; Monogenea; Polystomatidea; Polystomatidae
Source: the annotation of a GenBank genome assembly
AUGUGCACUUGCAUACGCCCACCAGAGAAUUCUCCACCUGGAACUCCGCUCCAGCCUGUAUCUGGCUUUGGGCCUCUCGUACAGGCAGCUGGCUGGCAUCUUUUGGCCACUGAUCAUGACGUCGGAGCCAAUGCACGCAUCGAGUACCGCCUGGCCGGAGUCCCGACCGAGGAUGGUGCAGAAGUGACUGGGGUCACUAACUUCAGUAUUGACGCGGCUUCAGGUGUGAUCUCGACCCGCGUCGUCUUUGAUCGUGAGGAGGCAGAAACCUAUCAAAUUCAGGUUUUCGCCGUAGAUCACGGCAGUCCACGUCUCACGGGAACUGGCACUGUACAACAGAAGCCUGCUCCGUAG